Messenger RNA from Oldenlandia corymbosa var. corymbosa, 2210 nucleotides. NCBI's taxonomy places the organism in Eukaryota, Viridiplantae, Streptophyta, Magnoliopsida, Gentianales, Rubiaceae. The record is from the annotation of a GenBank genome assembly.
UAAAAAUUCAAACUGUUAAAACAUAUUCUUUUCCGUCCCCAAAUUAUUUUCAGAAUUUAGUUUUUAUUUUAGUACAAAUUAUACUGAAAAAUAAAAAUUUAAAUGGACAAUAAUUUCGAGACCUAGAGUGUAUAAAUAAUCAUUUCGGAACCAAAUUAUCAUUGCUAAAGUCAAGUCAACGAUUACUUUAGUAAUUUUUUUUUGGGUUACUUGUGUAUUAUUAUUAUCAUUAUUACCAAUGCGAGACGCCUUAGGUAAUAAUAAUACGUAUACAAAUAUACAAUUCUACAAAUGAGAGUGAAAGAUUGUGAAGAGACUGGGCACUUCGGGCUUUGGGCUAUAUAUAUAAAGAUCACCGCAUUUAUAAUUUCGUCUCUGUCCCCUUCCUUCUCCCCUUCGACAUUACCGAAAUCAACACUGCUAAUUUCCGAUUUCAGGUAUGCCGUUUGCCGCCGUUACUCUGUACUUUCUUUAUCAGAAUUUUGGAAUUCUUUUGCCGGUGCUCUUGUUUUUUGCUGGAUAUAUAUAUAUUUUUUUCAUGCCUAUGUGAUGAAUAAAGUGUUUUAGUCUUUCAAAUUUUAUGUCAUAAUCGCAAGGUUUCUGUCAUCUGGAGAAAUUAUUCACAUGCUAAGUAGUUCUUUGAGUACUUGUUCUCUCACGGUAGCGGAUUUCUGUAAUUUUUCCUGUUCGAUAUCUGUUUCGCCUGAACAUGACAAAAUCUUGACGUUUAGUGUUCUUUUUUCCCCCUACUUCUUGAAACUUUUGAGCCUCUCUUAAUGAUAUGAAGAAAAAAUAUGUGUAGUUUUAUGCGGAUAUGGAAGCUGCUUGUUAAAUUGGAGAAGUCUUUGUGGCGGAAUUCUAAAUUUUAGUGCUGUCUCCUUACUGAUUGCAGAAGAUCAUGAAAUUUUGCGUGUCUAGGUUCGGAUAUGUCGGUUAGAGUUCUAUGAUGCUUUGGAAAGUUAGCAGCCAUAAUUCUGAGUUCUCUGGAUCAAAUGGGGAAUCUCUUUUGCUGUGUUCAAGUUGAUCAAUCAACAGUUGCUAUCAAAGAGAGAUUUGGAAAGUUUGACGAUGUGCUUCAGCCUGGAUGCCAUUUCCUCCCAUGGUGCUUAGGUAGUCAGAUUGCUGGCCAUCUAUCUCUUAGGUUGCAGCAACUGGAUGUGCGGUGCGAGACUAAAACUAAGGAUAACGUCUUUGUUAAUGUUGUGGCAUCGAUUCAGUAUCGUGCUCUGGCUGGCAAUGCCAGUGAUGCUUUCUAUAAGCUCAGCAAUACCAGGACCCAAAUCCAAGCCUAUGUCUUUGAUGUCAUCAGGGCAAGUGUUCCGAAGCUGAAUCUAGAUGAUGUUUUUGAGCAAAAGAAUGACAUUGCAAGAGCAGUUGAGGAAGAACUUGAAAAGGCCAUGUCUGCCUAUGGUUAUGAGAUCGUGCAAACCCUGAUUGUUGACAUUGAACCUGAUGAGCAUGUAAAACGUGCUAUGAAUGAAAUCAAUGCUGCUGCAAGAUUGAGGGUUGCAGCUAAUGAAAAAGCUGAAGCUGAGAAGAUCAUCCAGAUUAAACGUGCUGAAGGUGAUGCAGAAUCAAAGUACUUGGCUGGAUUAGGUAUUGCACGACAGAGGCAGGCAAUCGUGGAUGGUCUGCGUGACAGUGUGCUAGGUUUCUCUGUGAAUGUCCCUGGUACAACUGCCAAGGAUGUUUUAGACAUGGUGCUCAUCACUCAGUACUUCGAUACCAUGAAGGAGAUAGGUGCUACCUCCAAAUCUUCAGCUGUGUUCAUUCCCCAUGGUCCUGGUGCGGUUCGUGAUGUUGCUGAGCAGGUGCGUGAUGGACUGCUCCAAGCUUCAACUCAACAUCAAGCAUUGCUGUAAAGCAAAACUUGGGGAAGCUGUGUCAAUGCACUGCGGGUUUUAUAAUAACUGUGAAUCUGGUUUGUUUUUGUUGUCUAGUUAGAUCAGUCAACCCCUGAAAUUGCUAAUUUUCUCCUGUCCAUGUAGAACAAGAUUCUGGUGUGGUUAUGUACAAAAAAGUUUAUGUAAAAUGUGUUUCUAUUUAAUUCUAAUCGUCUUAUGGUUCCUUUUUUUGUGUGUUUUUCUUGAAGAGCCAGGUAGUUUUGAUUUUUGAUUUUUUUCAGUGCGGUAAAAAGAUAUGUCUUCGUAAUGUUUCCUUUUUAAAAACCAUUUCAAGCAAGAUCUUUAGUCACAGAUUGAUUAUGGACG